GCUUCUCCCCCUCCCCCCUUUUCUCCCUCUCCGGGUUUGGGCCCCUUCUCUUCCCCUCUCCCCCCUCCUUCCCGAGCCCCCUUCCCCUCCCCCGCCCCGCUCCCCUGCCUCCCCGCCCCGGGCCCGGGGAGACCCCCUCCGAGGAGAGCCCGCCCCCAGAAGCGCGCCGCCGCCGCCGGCCGUCGGGGCCGAGCCGCAGCCGAGCGGCCGUGGGCCCGGGCGGCGGGCGGACACCGGGCGCCCUCCCCGUGCUGGCCCCCGUGAGGUGGAUUGCCAGAGACGACCAACCCCUGUCCUUCCUCAGUGUCUCUCAACAGUGUACCUGAUAUAGUUCCUAAGACUCCACCUGGAUGGAGGCGCCGGCGGCAUAUCUGUGCUAGAAAUCAGGUUAAACUUGUUUCUUACGUGAGAGGCCACACCAGCACUGGACUCAUGGAGACUGAGCAUUUAUUCAGAAAUCCAUAGAAGCUGCUGUACCCUGCUGCAGAACAUGUCUAACAGUAACACUACUCAGGAGACUCUGGAAAUAAUGAAAGAAUCAGAAAAAAAACUGGUGGAAGAAUCUGUAAACAAAAAUAAAUUUAUAUCCAAAACUCCAAGUAAGGAAGAAGUCGAGAAGGAGGGUGAAGAGAACGGUCUGCGUCAGGAGACACAGAGGCGGACAUCCAGUCACGGCCAUGCCAGGAAAAGAGCCAAGUCUAAUUCCAAGCUCAAGUUGGUGCGCAGUCUGGCAGUGUGUGAGGAAUCAUCCACUCCGUUUGUCGAUGGACCACUGGACACCCAGGAUAUAAUCCAACUGCACAUCAGCUGCCCCUCUGAUAAGGAGGAAGAAAAGUCCACAAAAGAUGUCUCUGAGAAGGAAGACAAGGACAAAGGCAGAGAAAAGGUCCCAAGGAAGAUGCUAUCCAGAGACUCCAGCCAAGAAUAUACCGACUCCACUGGAAUAGAUCUACAUGAAUUUCUUGUAAACACACUGAAAAAGAACCCAAGGGACAGAAUGAUGCUGCUAAAGUUGGAGCAAGAGAUUCUGGACUUCAUCAAUGACAACAAUAACCAGUUCAAGAAGUUCCCUCAGAUGACCUCAUAUCACCGGAUGCUAUUACACCGGGUAGCUGCCUAUUUUGGGAUGGACCACAAUGUUGAUCAAACAGGAAAAGCUGUCAUCAUCAACAAAACCAGCAGCACGAGGAUACCUGAACAGAGGUUCUCAGAACAUAUAAAAGAUGAGAAGAACACAGAAUUUCAACAGAGAUUCAUUCUCAAGAGAGAUGAUGCCAGUAUGGACCGAGAUGAUAACCAGAUGAGAGUUCCAUUGCAGGAUGGAAGGAGGAGCAAGUCAAUAGAAGAGAGAGAGGAGGAAUAUCAAAGGGCCCGAGAGAGGAUAUUUGCCCGGAAGACCGGCCAGAAUGGAUAUCUAACUGACGUCAGGGGAAACCGGGAAGGGCUGAGUCGCACCUCAAGCAGCCGACAGAGCAGCACAGACAGCGAACUCAAGUCCCUGGAGCCCCGGCCUUGGAGCAGCACAGACUCAGACGGCUCUGUCCGCAGUGUGCGACCGCCUGUCACCAAAGCCAGCAGCUUCAGUGGGAUCUCCAUCCUCACCAGAGGGGACAGCAUUGGCAGCAGUAAAGGUGGCAGUGCGGGCAGGCUCUCCAGGCCAGGCAUGGCACUAGGUGCCCCAGAAGUGUGCAACCAGGUCACCUCACCCCAGUCUGUCCGGGGCCUUCUUCCUUGUACUGCCCAGCAGCAGCAGCAGCAGCAGCAGCAGCAGCAGCAGCAGCAGCAGCUUUCUUCUCUCCCACCCACUCCUCAACAACAGCCACCCUUGAAUAAUCACAUGAUUUCACAGCCAGUCCCGGCCCUGCAGCCCUCUCCACAGCCGGUUCAGUUUUCUCCAAGCUCCUGUCCCCAGGUCCUUCUGCCAGUCUCUCCGCCCCAGCAGUACAACAUGGCAGAAGACCUCAGCAACCCGUUUGGACAAAUGAGCCUUAGCCGCCAAGGCUCUACUGAAGCAGCUGACCCCUCCUCAGCUUUGUUCCAGCCCCCACUUAUCUCCCAGCACCCUCAGCAAGCUAGUUUCAUCAUGGCUUCUGCAGGACAGCCCCUUCCUACUUCCAACUAUUCCACUUCUAGCCAUGCUCCACCUACCCAGCAAGUCCUGCCACCCCAAGGCUACAUGCAGCCCCCUCAACAGAUCCAGGUUUCUUACUACUCUCCUGGACAGUAUCCUAAUUCCAACCAGCAAUAUCGACCUCUGUCUCACCCGGUGGCCUAUAGUCCCCAGCGUGGUCAACAGCUGCCUCAAGCAUCCCAGCAGCCCGGCUUACAGCCCAUGAUGUCUAACCAGCAGCAGACGGCUUUCCAAGGCAUGCUUGGGGUCCAGCAGCCGCAGAGCCAGGGCCUGCUGAGCAACCAGAGGAGCGGCAUGGGAGGCCAGAUGCAAGGCCUGGUGGUUCAGUACACGCCACUGCCUUCUUACCAAGUCCCAGUGGGCAGUGACUCACAAAACGUGGUCCAGCCGCCUUUCCAGCAGCCCAUGCUGGUCCCUGCCAGCCAGUCUGUGCAAGGAGGCCUCCCAGCAGGAGGGGUGCCUGUGUACUACAGCAUGAUCCCACCAGCUCAGCAGAACGGCACGAGCCCUUCUGUGGGGUUUCUGCAGCCUCCUGGCUCUGAGCAGUACCAGAUGCCUCAGUCUCCCUCUCCCUGCAGCCCACCACAGAUGCCACAGCAGUACUCAGGAGUGUCACCUUCUGGACCAGGUGUGGUGGUCAUGCAACUGAAUGUCCCUAACGGACCCCAGCCCCCCCAGAAUCCAUCCAUGGUCCCGUGGAGUCACUGCAAAUACUACAGUGUGGACCAGCGUGGUCAGAAGCCUGGAGACCUGUACAGUCCUGAUGGUAACCCCCAGGCCAAUGCACACAUGGGCAGCAGCCCCGUCACAUCACCUACCCAGUCUCCAGCACCCUCUCCUGUCACGAGCCUCAGCAACGUCUGCACUGGACUCAGCCCCCUGCCUGUCCUCACACCAUUCCCCCGGCCUGGAGGUCCCGCACAGGGUGACGGGCGCUACUCGCUCCUGGGUCAGCCAUUACAGUACAAUCUGUCCAUCUGCCCUCCCUUGCUCCAUGGCCAGUCUACUUACACGGUGCACCAGGGACAGAGUGGAUUGAAGCACGGAAACCGAGGCAAGAGACAAGCACUCAAAUCUGCCUCCACUGACCUGGGGACAGCAGAUGUUGUGCUGGGACGGGUACUGGAGGUGACGGAUCUCCCUGAAGGGAUCACCCGAACAGAGGCAGACAAACUCUUCACCCAGCUCGCCAUGUCUGGUGCCAAGAUCCAGUGGCUUAGGGAUGCUCAGGGGCUGCCUGGUGCAGGCGGGGGCGACAACGGUGGGACUGCGGAGAAUGGCCGCCACUCGGACCUCGCUGCCUUGUAUACGAUAGUGGCCGUGUUCCCCAGCCCCCUGGCCGCCCAGAAUGCCUCCCUCCGCCUCAACAACUCUGUGAGUCGCUUCAAACUUCGAGUGGCUAAAAAGAACUAUGACCUGAGGAUCCUGGAGCGGGCUAGCUCGCAAUAGCUGGAGGAGGGGAGGGGCUGGCACAGUAGGAGCGAAGGCCAAGCGCGGGCGCCAAGGCGACUGACGACUGACGGUGCCCGGGCCCGAGCCUGCCACUUAUGGCUGAAGAGAGAAGCAGACAGAUUCUCACACCGCAUGGGACUCACUCCUUGCCAUGGGUCCCCCUUUUCCCUGGCUGGUCCCCUUCUGUCUCCCCCUCCUUCCCAUCUUCUAUCAUUUUUUAAAUCUCUUCUCCCACCAUGAAAUUAAUUUCUUUCAUAUUUUUGGCCAAGUAGAAUUGAGAGGCCUCGCCCUUCUCCCAUUUCAUCACCAGCCCAACCUCCCCUCCCUCUUUGGUCUUCAUGAAUAUAUUUAUAUGGACAGAAUUAAGAAAAAUAAAUUGAUUUCCCCAUU
This is a messenger RNA of Apodemus sylvaticus (European woodmouse), 3973 nucleotides long. RefSeq names its product R3H domain containing 2 (gene R3hdm2). The transcript is spliced from 26 exons. Gene Ontology annotation, molecular function: nucleic acid binding. NCBI's taxonomy places the organism in Eukaryota, Metazoa, Chordata, Mammalia, Rodentia, Muridae. The record is from RefSeq and is a predicted model, not a curated record. The coding region runs from base 491 to 3580 and encodes 1029 amino acids.